UUUAACAUGCUGACUCAGGAUCUUCACAGUCAGUCAUGGGUCUUCCAGGGAUUCAGAUGUGGACACAGACACUAUGUGUCUUGAUAUCUGUGAGCUUGAUGUCUAUGGGUCAAGCAAUCAAGGACAUUGAGGCAGGACCGCAGUACAUGGUAGCCAUUCCCGCAGUUCUUGAAGCUGGAGCUGAGACCCAAUUCUGUGUGAGUGUCCUGCAGCCCAACGAGACUCUGGUGAUAACCGUCACUCUGAUGUCCGAAGAGAUGAAUAAUACCCUCUUCCAGCAGACGUGCAAUAAAGACUUCCAUAGAUGCGCUCAAUUCAAGGUUCCUUUAGUGAAGGAGGAAGUGGUGCAGAAUUUUCAGGUGGAGGUACGAGGCAACACAUUUUACUCAAGAGAAACCAGGAAAGUCCUCCUCAAAGUCUAUCGACCUUUGACAUUCGUCCAAACAGAUAAACCAAUCUACCUUCCCGGACAAACAGUGCAAUUCAGAGUCGUCUCACUGGACUCCAAAUUGAAACCUGCCAUUCAGAUUUACAACUCCAUCGAAAUUGAGGAUGCGAGCAACAACCGGAUUGGACAGUGGCUGAACGAAACAUCCAGUUGUAGGAUAUUGGAGUUUUCUUUUCCCUUGAACUCUGAAGCCCAUGAAGGAACCUACAAAGUUACUGUGACCACUGAGUUUAAUACAAUAUUUCACAGCUUCAAAGUGGAGAAAUAUGUUUUGCCUAAAUUUGAUGUAAAAAUAGUUGCAUCUGAUGAAGUAAGUAUUGAACAGGAAGAAAUCAAAGUGGAAGUAUGUUCAACGUAUACAUUCGGACAGCCUGUGCCAGGCAUUGUUAUUGUGGGGAUGUGCAGACCUCUGAAUCAUUACAUCAAUAGAAACCCUCAAGGGGAAAUCCAUGAUAUAAUCCCCCCGUGCUACAAGGAGGCAAAGCAGACGGACAAGAAAGGCUGUGCCACUUUUAUCUUCCCAAUGUCAAUUUUCACACUUGCGGAAAAAGUGGUCCGUGAUGUACUGCAAAUCAGUGCCAUAGUGGAAGAGGAGGGCACAGGUAUUUCACGCCCACAAGACAAGAAUAUAAGAAUUUCAUAUGUGAGUGGAAAGCUGUCCUUCUUUGACUCACCUGCGAUUUAUGACGAAGGAUCAAAUGUGGAGGGAAAAGUUAGAGCAGUUCAUUACAACAAUACACCCAUUCCUAACAUGCCGGUGUACCUGUUUGAGGGUGAGAGGUGGGCAGCAAGCAGCUUACAGAAUCUCACAACUGACAGCAAUGGUUCUGCCACUUUCUCAUUCAGCACAGCUGACCUUAAAGGGGACAUCCACCUCUGGUUAAGCAGCACACCGACAUUUGGCUACCCUCCUUAUAGAGAGCCAUUCUAUGAGGCUGGAGAACACAGAGUGUCUGUUGCCCAACUGUCUUCUCCUGAUACUAAAACAGUCAGCUUCCUGGAGGUGAAGAAGAAGGAUAAAGCACUUCCUUGUGGCAAAGAAGAAGACAUCUCCAUCAAAUACACUGUAGUUGGAGAGGCCCAGGGAACUGUGGUUGUGAUGUAUCUUGUCUUAGCCAGAGGAGCCAUUGUCGUGCAAGGAGUUACACAGGUUGAAGUGCAAGAUAAAUUGGUGAAUGAGGGCGAGGUAACCAUGAAGCUGACAGUGUCUCCAGACAUGGCACCAGAAAUCCAAGUUGUAGUUUACGCCAUCCUCCCCAGUGAGACUGUGAUCGCCAUCAGCGCUGAUUUCUUAAUUGAGAAAUGCUUCAGUCACAAGGUGUCGCUGGAGUUUUCUCCGUCCUCACCCACUCCAGGAGAGGCAAGCACCCUGCAGGUGAACGCCCAGCCAGACUCUCUGUGUGGCAUUAGCAUUGUUGACCAGAGUGUCCUCCUCAAGGAGCCAGGGAAGACUCUGGAAGCAGACACGAUAUUUGAAAAGUUGCCUGUCCAAAAAGCAACCUAUAUUCCAUAUAAAGUUCAAGAUCUUCAAGAAUGCUUGAAUGUAAGACCGAGAAGAUCUAUUAUUCCAUUCCCCAAUAACAACCCGAGAGAUGAUGCUUAUACAAUUUUCGAGAAUGUAGGUAUGAAGCUGGCAACAAACUUGUUAAUCCGAGAGCCUUCAUGCCUCAAGUACAAAGGAAGAGAAUAUCACCAAGGCCGUGGUAUUGCAUAUGGUGAAGCUUAUCCUAUCGCAAGAAAAAUGGAUGUUGAAAUGUUAGCGUCGCCAGCAAACGCUCCUUCGGAUAAUUCACCAAUUGAGACAGUCCGCACUUUCUUUCCCGAGACCUGGAUGUGGGACAUGGUGGAAAUUGGAAAUUCUGGAACGCUGGAUGUUUCCCUCACUGUACCAGACACUAUCACCACCUGGGAGACUGAGGCUUUCUGUCUGUCCCCUCAAGGUUUUGGCUUGGCUCCUCGCUUAGAGAUCACUGUCUUCCAGCCCUUCUUCCUCGAGCUCACCCUGCCUUACUCAAUCAUCCGGGGAGAACACUUUGAACUGAAGGCAACCGUCUUCAACUACCUGACCAGCUGCAUCAUGGUCUCUGUGACUCCAGAGCCCUCCUUAGAUUACACCCUCACCCCCUUCUCAAGUGACCAGUUCACAACCUGUUUGUGUGGAGGUGAACGCAAGACCUUCUCUUGGACCAUGGACGCCUCAGCCAUAGGGGUUUUAAAUGUAACAGUGAGUGCUGAGGCUGUGCCAUCCAUAGUAGCAUGUGACAAUGAGAUUGUGAGCGUGCCAGCAAGAGGUCGCAUCGACGUGGUCACACGUUCCCUCAUAGUAAAGGCUGAAGGAACUGAGAUAACCAAGACCUACAACUGGCUGCUCUGCUCAAACGGAGAGCCUGUGACAGAGAGUAUAGACUUACAGCUCCCUCAGAACGUCAUUGAUGGAUCUGCCCGUGCUUUGAUAUCAGUCCUGGGUGACAUUCUCGGCCGAGCCCUGAAGAACCUGGAUGGGCUGCUGCAGAUGCCGUAUGGAUGUGGUGAGCAGAACAUGGCGCUCCUGGCCCCCAACAUCUACAUCCUCCAGUACCUGCAAGACACACAGCAGCUGACCCCAAAGAUCAGAGAGAAGGCCAUCGACUUCCUGAUCAGUGGUUACCAGAGACAGCUGAACUACAAACAUGCUGACGGUGCUUUCAGCACAUUUGGAACAGGAAGUGGGAACACUUGGCUGACUGCUUUUGUGCUGAGAUCGUUUACCAAAGCACAGUCUUUCAUCUUCAUUGACCCGGCAAAUAUUAAGGAUUCUUUGAAAUGGCUACAAAAGAAACAACGAGAAAAUGGCUGCUUUGAACAGUUAGGAAAACUCUUUCACAACAGAAUGAAGGGUGGUGUGUCUGAUGAAGUGACUCUGAGCGCCUACAUCACUGCUUCCUUCUUGGAGAUGAAUAUGACCGCAGAUAAUCCUGUGGUGAAGCAGAGCCUGUCCUGCCUCAAAGAGUCAAUGAAGGACCUCAGUAACACAUACACUACCGCUCUGCUGUCGUACGUCUUCACCCUGGCAGGAGACAUGCAGACCCGUGCUCUCCUUCUGAAUCACCUGGACACCAUUGCAGUACAAGAAGGAGGUUUCCUUCACUGGAAUCAGAAAUCAUCAGAAACAUCAGCCUCUCUGUCUGUGGAGAUCAGCUCCUAUGUGCUGCUGGCCAAACUCAGUGCCUGUCCUACUACUGAAGACCUGGGAUAUGCCAAUCGCAUCGUUAGAUGGUUGUCGAACCAGCAGAACCAUUAUGGAGGAUUCUCCUCCACACAGGACACCGUGGUGGCUCUUCAGGCUCUGGCUCUCUACUCCACUCUGGUGUUCAGUCCAGGAGGUUCAAGCACAGUGACAGUCCAGUCCCCCAGUGGCCCGCUGACAUUUGAGAUGAACCAGAACAACAAACUGCUCUACCAGGAGAAGCUGCUGCAGGACGUGACAGGAAAGUACACCUUGGAGGUGAAGGGCAGUACAUGUGCUGCAAUUCAGAUUUCCCAGCUUUAUAACAUUCCAACUCCCACUGAUGUAACAACCCUCAGUGUCAUAGUCACAUCAGAGGCCAACUGCACCAGCAAUAAAAUCACUCUGAACAUGAAGUCCUUAUACAGUGGCGAGGAGAAGAGUACAAACAUGGUGAUACUAGAUAUUAAAAUGCUCUCUGGGUUUGCCCCGCACCCAGAGUCUUUGAAGAGGCUCAAAGGUGCCCUGCUGGUGGAUCGGGUUGACCAAAAGGAUGAUCAUGUUCUGGUGUACAUACAGGAGUUACCAAAGGACAUAGCUAUCAACCACAGCUUAGAGCUCAUACAGGAGCUCCCAGUGCAGAACCUGAAGCCAGCCGUGGUCAAGAUCUAUGACUACUACCAGCCAAGUGACCAGGCUGAUACAGAAUAUGUCUCCCCUUGUGUUACAGAUUAAGAGUGAAAUGUGGCCCUCGUGCUGUCACAGAUGCCAGUAUGAUUUAAAAUACAUUUUUUAUCAAAGAUACAUUUUAUGUACUUUCACACCAGUUAAAAUGUUUGUUUGUUUGUUAGUAUUCUGCCACAAUCCCUUAUAGCUGUGUAACUACUGCAUGUGUCUCAAGUGAAAUGCAUGCAUUAUGGUAAUAAAAUUAUGUUAUGUCGCAUUCAAAA
This is a messenger RNA of Cottoperca gobio, 4603 nucleotides long. Its product is annotated as alpha-2-macroglobulin-like. The coding region runs from base 36 to 4388 and encodes 1450 amino acids. The record is from RefSeq and is a predicted model, not a curated record. Gene Ontology annotation, molecular function: endopeptidase inhibitor activity. Gene Ontology annotation, cellular component: extracellular region. The transcript is spliced from 36 exons. Lineage: Eukaryota; Metazoa; Chordata; Actinopteri; Perciformes; Bovichtidae.